Molecule: messenger RNA, 1882 nt
Organism: Ictalurus furcatus (blue catfish)
Lineage: Eukaryota; Metazoa; Chordata; Actinopteri; Siluriformes; Ictaluridae
Product: cilia- and flagella-associated protein 251
Exons: 6
Coding region: 177-1106 (309 amino acids)
Source: RefSeq, a predicted model, not a curated record
GUAAGGAACUGUAACAGUGGGUUUGAUGCGGGAUUUUCUAAAUCAGGUCACUCCAAGCUGGCAACCCGGUGUUCAGCCAGCACGGACACAGUGUUCGGCUCAAAUUGCUCUGCUGAAUCCGGUUUAAGGACGAGCUUGAAUUAAAGCACGUCUCUGAAUUCCAAGGUUAAUCCACCAUGCUCCUGUUUUUACCUGCGUUAUUGUGCGUUUUCACAGGAGGCGGAUGUCUGCCCGUGUUGGAUGUGAAGGGAAGCGAUUGCUUGGAGGAUGCAAGUAUGAAAACUGAUGGACACUGGCCCCAAGCAGGCUGUGAUGCACAGGUGACAGAUGACAUUCUGACCGCUGAAAAGCGGCACCAGGGUCUGCUGAGAGAGCUACAGGAGCUGGUUGAACAUGAGUUUGAAAGAGAACACGAUGACACUCGGGAGACGGAGGAGUACGACCUGAACGACCUGGAUGACCAGGAGGAUGGGAAACAGGCUAGACGGAGGGAUGAAGAACAGAUGGAGGCCCGGAAACAAGGAAACAAAGAAGAAGAGGAGGAGGAGAGCGCCCGAGAGCUGGAGGAACUGCUGGCUGAACAGAUCCGGAAGAAAGAAGAGGGGAGGAAAGACGAUGCAGAGUUGGAGGAGCUGAGAAAAGAGGAGGUAAACUCCGAGAAGGACAGGGAAGAAGAGGAGAAGGAGAGGAGUAAGAACGAGGCGGAGCUGACAGCUGAGAAAGAGAAGGUGGAGCAUGAGCUUCAGGCGCUGACGAGUGACGAGACGAAGAUGAGGGAGAGGCAGGAGAAGGAGGAGGAGCUGCAGGAGCUGGUGCACAAGAUGGAGAGAGCGAAGGAGGAGCAGGAAGCGCCAACAGAGGGAGAGAAGGGAAAGGAGGAAGACACGACCCCCGAGACAAAAGAGCCACAGCAGAAAAGGGAGAUGGAGAAAGCGAGUGACGAGAGGACGCGGCAGUUCGAGAAGGAGAGAUACAGCGAUGACGAGGAGGAGGAAGAUGGCGAUGAAGACGAGGAGGAGGAGCAAGACGAAUCUGAGGAGCUGUUGGAGAUCGAAGCCCAGUUGAGGAGAGUGGCUGCCGAACUGAGGAAACUGCACCGGGGCUAAACACAUGAAAACACACUUACACACACUUACACUCUCUCUCGCACACACACACACACACACACACACACACACACACACACACACAAGAUACAAGCCAUACCAGUUGCUCUUUAUAACACACAGUAAUACACAAUUUCUCACUGUAAUAGUUCCAGUGUUAACUCUUAGUGCAGUGGUGUGUGUGUGUGUGUGUGUGUGUGUAUGUGUAUACAUACACAAACACAAUUCUAUGUUUAUAAUUCUAUAAACAACAUAUUCACAAUAAUUAGCCUUCUAAUUAACACAAGCCAAGGUGAAUCAAUCUGAGUCAAUUGAAUCGAUGAAUCAAAAUAAGAAGACCAGCCAAGACAUGUUCGGUGUCUGACGUUUGCAAGGCUAAUGUAGCUAACAAGUAGAGGAGGCUUAUAGCCACCAGUUUAACACGGUGUACUGAACGAACGAACGAAUCAGCUUUGCGGAGUUGUUCAAUGAAUUGAACAGGCUUUCUGACUCGGCACGACUCACCGUUACGUAUAAAAACACAGACAAAAGGACGUCACAGAGCUCGAAACAGUCACCGGAUUAGUUUCUCCUUCCGCACGUUUGAUGUUUGGUGUCACAGAAACAUCAGAGGAGGAGGAGGAGGUGUGGCCUAAAGCGAUUGACUCAGUGAUUAAUCGAUUCAGAUGCUAGAAUUUGCGAAACUUAGCUGAUCGAGUACAUUUUUGCGAAUAUUUUCUUUUGAUUAGUCAAGUUACCGGUAACUGAAAGGACUUGAGUUGUGUGUGUGUGUGUGU